AAAACAGCCUCAAUCGGACGCGGAAGUGACGCUGCGGUAGAAUCCCCCGUACUUCCGAUAUUCAGCUCUGAUACGACUCAUCGAACGGAUCGAAGCUCAGUAGCGAUUUCUCCUUUCAGCUAGCGUCGAGUGGCGGUUCGGCAGUAUUAUUUCUCCCUCUCAGCUCAUCCCUCGCUGCAGUUCCUCAUGAAUGACGGGGAGUGUGAUUUCUUCUGCUUUUUUCGGUGCUGCUAAAAGCCACAAGAGCCCACUGGGAUACGUGUUCCAGUCUGGGGUGGAGGGCAGCAGCUCAGAAGCUGCGGAUUGGUGGAGAGCAGCUGUCAGUCAGAGAAAGGGUGCGCCCAGAGGGCUAUGUCUGUGGACAUGAGUAGCCAAGCCUCAGACAGUAACGAGGAAUUUGAUGAUGAAGAUGGAGUAGAGGGUGACAUCGAUCAUUAUUAUGAAGGACUUGACGACGACGUAGCAAUAGAAGAGCCAUUUGACCCAGAAGAAUACCAUUUCAAUUGUUUGACAUACAAAGAGAGCCAGAGGGUACUUACUGAGGAAGUCCACAGUAUAGCCAGUGCCCUGAAGGUAUCACCAGCUGUAGCCAAACUGGUCCUUGUACAGUUUCAAUGGCAGGUGUCACAAAUACUCGAAAGGUGUAAGUCCAAUUCUUCUCAGUUGCUUUGUGAAGCACAUGCCCACACCCAGCCCACAAGCACCUGCAGAUCUCUCCCCACUGGGGUGUCACUGCAGUGUGGGGUGUGUCUGCAGCUGGUUCGGAGAGAUACUUUACUCUCUCUACCAUGUCAGCACUCCUUUUGCAAGGCAUGCUGGGAGCAGCACUGCACUGUACUUGUCAAAGAUGGCGUGGGAGUAGAGAUCUCCUGCAUGGCGCAGGACUGCUCUCUUCGAAUGCCAGAUGAUUUUGUUCUUCCUCUGCUGCCCAGCGAAGAACUGAAGGACAAAUACAGACGCUACCUCUUCAGGGACUACGUGGAGAGUCAUUUCCAGUUGCAGCUGUGUCCUGGUGCAGACUGUCCAAUAGUUAUACAGGUGCAGAAACCUCGAGCUCGUAGAGUCCAGUGCAGCUGCUGCGGGGAGGUUUUCUGUUUUAAAUGCAGACAGAUGUACCAUGCCCCCACAGACUGUGCUACCAUUCGCAAAUGGCUGACAAAAUGUGCAGAUGACUCUGAGACAGCCAACUACAUCAGUGCACACACUAAGGACUGCCCUAAGUGCAAUAUCUGCAUUGAGAAGAAUGGAGGAUGCAACCACAUGCAAUGCUCCAAGUGUAAACAUGAUUUCUGCUGGAUGUGUCUGGGUGAUUGGAAGACUCAUGGCAGUGAGUACUACGAAUGCAGCCGCUACAAAGAGAAUCCAGACAUCGUGAAUCAAAGCCAACAGGCCCAGGCCAGGGAGGCUCUCAAAAAGUACCUGUUCUACUUUGAGAGGUGGGAGAACCACAAUAAGAGCUUGCAACUUGAAGCACAGACAUACCAGCGGAUCCAGGAGAAGAUUCAGGAGAGAGUGAUGAAUAAUCUGGGCACCUGGAUUGACUGGCAGUACCUGCAAAAUGCUGCCAAGCUACUGGCCAAGUGUCGUUACACACUGCAGUACACCUAUCCUUAUGCCUACUACAUGGAGUCUGGACCCCGCAAAAAACUGUUUGAGUAUCAGCAGGCACAGCUGGAGGCAGAGAUUGAGAACCUGUCAUGGAAAGUGGAGAGAGCAGACAGUUAUGAGAGAGGAGAGCCAAGCGCCAACGAUAGAGGGGAUCUGGAGAAUCAGAUGCACAUUGCUGAGCAGAAGAGACGCACACUGCUGAAGGACUUCCAUGACACCUAAACAGCCGUCCAUCAACAAGUCCACAUUGAGUUCUGUCUUCUCUCAACUGUCUUGCCCCACAAAGAACCCCUCCACUCUUUUUGUCAACACUCUACACUGCAUCUAAAGACAUUGUCUUUCUAUUUCUCUCAUUCAUGGCCUGUCUUUCAAAGCUGUAUUUUCCCCCUUUGGUCAUUCUUUCCUUCAUCAAUGCUCCCGUUUUUUGCUUUCUAAUCUUUACUUGGCUCCAGGGUUUGAGAAUAGUACAAUUGUAUGCCAACAUACUCAUAUAUACACACACGUUGUAUUCUCACAUCCCCAUGCCAGCUGACAUUACACGCACACACUCAAAACACUCCACCAAACACAGUCUGACUCUUUCUCUCCAUCUUUGCUCCAGCCAUAACUUCUGCCUUCUUUUUUUCUCACUCUUGCUCUCCUAUGUUUUUCCCCCCUGGAAAUGGCUGUUGAUAGUUAUCAUUUGAAAAAACACUGAAAAAAAAAAAAUAUGAAAAAAAAAAAAAAAAUGCUGUAAUUUUCAACGGUUGUACAUUAAUACAGAAAUAGCUACUGAGAAAAAGUUUUUAAAGCAGA
Molecule: messenger RNA, 2403 nt
Organism: Xyrauchen texanus (razorback sucker)
Lineage: Eukaryota; Metazoa; Chordata; Actinopteri; Cypriniformes; Catostomidae
Product: E3 ubiquitin-protein ligase ARIH2-like
Exons: 15
Coding region: 352-1830 (492 amino acids)
Biological process (GO): positive regulation of proteasomal ubiquitin-dependent protein catabolic process; ubiquitin-dependent protein catabolic process; protein polyubiquitination
Cellular component (GO): cytoplasm; ubiquitin ligase complex
Molecular function (GO): ubiquitin conjugating enzyme binding; zinc ion binding; ubiquitin protein ligase activity
Source: RefSeq, a predicted model, not a curated record